Messenger RNA from Nicotiana tabacum (common tobacco), 579 nucleotides. The record is from RefSeq and is a predicted model, not a curated record. NCBI's taxonomy places the organism in Eukaryota, Viridiplantae, Streptophyta, Magnoliopsida, Solanales, Solanaceae.
AUGAAGACAAUAUCAGGGAAAUUAACAUCCACAACCCCAAUCUCUCUUUCUCAAGCAGCGAAAUCGCUCUCCAAAUUUGCUGCAUCAGAAAACGGAGCUUCACAUUCUGUCUCCAUAUAUAUCCAACGUGCCGCUGAUUCAUUCAAUCAACUUGUUCAGCUUCAUGAGAAACUCAGACCAAAUAGUGCAAAAAAUGAGCUUUCUAUCAAAGUUGAGGAAACUUCCGAAAGAAGGAAGAAAAUUAGGGAAGUUGGUUUAAAGGCUGAAGAUGUAGUUAAGAAUGAUGAUUUCCCAAAUGAGUCACAAAAAAGCAGAAAAAGCAAUAGUUUUGAUAAGAAAAGCAAGAAGCUUGACAAGGAUCAGAAAUUGAUCAAGACCGAGCACCGGCUCGAUAUAAGUGAAGGAGAGACAGCAAAAUCCAAGAAAAAUGAGCUGGAGUUUAUUAAAAUGGAUAGCUAUGUGAAGAGGGAAUCGGAGUUCGAGGAAGUUAAGGAAGAUGCUGUUGUUGCUAGUAUUGGUGAGGAUCAGAGUAAUGCUUUUUUAUGUAGGAAAAAUGUCCCUUGUGGAUAUCAUUGCUAA